AUUACAUGCACUGAAAGAUUAGAUUAAAAAAAAAAAGAAAAGAAAUGUCCAGUGGGAAAUUGCUUUAGAAAAUCCAUUUUAUUGGCUCAGUUCUGUUAUAUAAACACCCACUGAGGCCAAUUCCUGGAAAUGAAAUUCUAAACCAGCCCUUCUUCCCUAACUUAUUCAGCAACUUCUUAACAGAGAAGCGAAAACAUGGCCAGCAAUAAGCAAUCUAAUUUUGAUUGCAGCACAUUGCUAACCAACACUCUCAACAAAGCUAAAAAACGGUGGCGUAUUGCUUAUUUAACCAUAUGUUCUGUCCGCGCAAUGCUUUCUCUUGUAAGAGAGAUAAUUGCAUCCGAAACAAAUAGCUAUCAACACUCUGGUAUUCUGCAUUCUAUUCCCUACACAAUCCUAGAUGUAGAAUCUAUCAGUUCCAAGAAACAUGGACCCGUGUCCAAACUCCCUGAUGUUGAUAAAAAAACACUUGCCGAAAUGGUAAAAGAGAAAGAUUCCGAAGCUCUCCGCCAGUUUGAAGGAGUUGAAGGCGUUGCUACCGCUCUUGGGACAAACAUAGAACAUGGAAUCGACGGUGGGGAGAGUGAAAUCUGCUCCCGGCGUGACGUGUUCGGUUCCAACACUUACAAUAAACCGCCCCCUAAGGGUUUUCUAUUUUUUGUAGUGGAUGCUUUUAAAGACACCACCAUUAUUAUCCUCCUGGUGUGUGCUACUCUUUCUCUUGGCUUUGGUAUAAAAGAGGAUGGAGCAGAGGAUGGUUGGUAUGAAGGUGGGAGUAUCUUUGUUGCUGUGUUUCUAGUCGUUGUUGUCUCUGCUCUCAGCAAUUUUAGACAGGAGACACAAUUUGACAAGUUAUCGCGAAUUAGCAGCAAUAUCAAAAUUGAUGUUGUUAGAAAUGGACGUAGACAACAGAUCUCCAUAUUUGAUAUUGUAGUCGGAGAUGUUAUCUCGCUGAAAAUUGGAGAUCAAAUUCCAGCAGAUGGGUUGUUCUUGCAUGGGCAUUCUUUCAUGGUGGACGAGUCAAGCAUGACAGGAGAGAGCGACCACGUUGAAGUAAAUUCCACCAGGAAUCCAUUCUUGCUUUCUGGUUCAAAAGUUGCAGAUGGAUAUGCUCAAAUGUUGGUGACGUCCGUUGGAAUGAACACUGCCUGGGGCGAAAUGAUGAGCUCAAUAACUCGCGACUCCAACGAAAGAACGCCAUUACAAGCUCGACUUGACAAACUAACAUCUUCAAUUGGGAAGGUUGGACUUUCGGUUGCUUUCCUAGUCCUUGUAGUCAUGUUAAUUCGCUAUUUCACAAAAAAUACAAAGAAUGAGAAUGGUAUGACAGAGUACCGAGGCACCAAAACAGAUACAGAUGAUAUGUUAAAUGCUAUUGUUCGCAUUGUGGCUGCUGCAGUCACAAUCGUGGUCGUAGCAAUUCCAGAAGGUUUGCCGUUAGCAGUCACGCUAACUCUAGCUUACUCAAUGAAGAGAAUGAUGAAAGAUCAGGCUAUGGUCAGAAAGCUUUCUGCUUGUGAAACCAUGGGCUCUGCCACAGUUAUCUGUACUGACAAAACAGGCACUUUAACAUUGAAUCAAAUGCAAGUAACGAAGUUCUGGCUCGGUCAAGAACCCAUUGAUGAAGUUUCUUGCAGAGGGAUUGCUCCAACCAUUGUUGAAUUGUUCCACCAAGGAGUCGGUCUGAACACAACUGGUAGCGUCUACAUACCAGCAUCAGGAUCUUUACCAGAGCUUUCAGGUAGUCCAACUGAAAAGGCCAUUCUCUCAUGGGCAGUUUCUGAAAUGGGCAUGGACAUAGGAAGAGUGAAGCAAAAUUAUACCAUUCUCCAUGUCGAAACCUUUAAUUCAGAGAAGAAACGAAGUGGGGUUUCAAUAAGGAAAUUGGCUGACAACACUGUUCAUGUACAUUGGAAAGGUGCAGCUGAGAUGAUAUUAGGGAUGUGUUCAGACUAUUAUGAGAGCAAUGGGACCAUAAAUUCUAUAGAUGAAGAUGGAAGAAAUAAAAUUGAGAGAAUAAUCCAAGGUAUGGCAGCUAGUAGCCUCAGAUGCAUUGCUUUUGCUCACAAAAAAAUCACAGAAGAAGCAAUGGAGAAUGACAAUGGUGAAAAAACGCGCCCAAAACUACAAGAGCAUGAUUUGACCUUGCUAGGGAUAGUGGGGCUCAAGGAUCCAUGUCGACCAGGAGCCAAAAAAGCUGUGGAAAUUUGCAAGUCCGCCGGAGUAAACAUCAAAAUGAUAACCGGCGACAAUGUUUUCACAGCAAAAGCCAUAGCCACAGAAUGUGGAAUACUAGAGAUGGAUCACAAAGUAGACGAUGGGGUAGUAGUAGAAGGUGCCGAAUUUCGGAACUACACACAUGAGGAGAGAAUGGAAAGGGUCGAUAAAAUUUGCGUGAUGGCAAGAUCAUCACCAUUUGACAAACUUCUAAUGGUACAGUGCCUGAAGCAGAAAGGCCAUGUUGUUGCAGUAACAGGAGAUGGCACAAAUGAUGCACCAGCAUUAAAAGAAGCGGACAUAGGAUUGUCUAUGGGGAUUCAAGGCACAGAGGUCGCCAAGGAAAGCUCAGAUAUUGUCAUUUUGGAUGAUAAUUUUACAUCUGUGGCCACAGUUUUAAGGUGGGGAAGAUGUGUCUACAACAACAUCCAGAAAUUUAUCCAAUUUCAACUGACCGUCAACGUUGCAGCUCUUGUGAUCAAUUUCAUAGCAGCAGUUUCUGCUGGCGAGGUUCCCUUAACAGCAGUCCAAUUGCUGUGGGUAAAUCUCAUUAUGGACACGCUGGGAGCUCUGGCGCUGGCUACAGAACGGCCCACUGAUGAACUAAUGAAGAGGCCCCCUGUUGGUCGGACAGAGCCCCUCAUAACAAAUAUUAUGUGGAGAAACCUGCUAGCUCAAUCUCUUUACCAGAUAGCAAUCCUCCUGACUCUGCAAUUCAGGGGGGAGUCUAUAUUUAAUGUGAGUCCAGAGGUAAAUGAUACAAUUAUAUUCAAUACUUUCGUGUUUUGCCAAGUAUUCAAUGAGUUCAACGCAAGGAAUUUGGAGAAGCAGAAUGUAUUCAAAGGCAUCCACAGGAACCAUCUGUUUCUUGGGAUUGUGGGAGUCACUAUUGUUCUUCAGAUUGUUAUGGUGGAGUUUUUAAAGAAGUUUGCAAGUACAGAGAAGUUGAAUUGGCUGCAAUGGGCAGUUUGUAUAUUAAUAGCAGCUGUGUCAUGGCCAAUUGCUUGGAUUGUGAAGCUGAUGCCUGUGUCAGGCAAGCCAUUCCUCAGUUACCUGAAGAGGCCUGCAUUCAGCUUCAAUAGGGCAAUGAGUUCAAUCUACCAUAGAAGAUCCUCUUCCUGUAGGUUUGCAAAUGAGUGUGGGAGAAGCUAAAAAAAAUUCAUUCUCUUGAACAAAAUCCAGCAAAAGAAAUGGUUUUUUUUAUAAUUGGAGAUCUGACAAUUCACAUCCAGGGAUUGCAGGACAUGACCGUUGGAUUCCUCCCCUCCGGUCUGAGGCCAAGCCCGUUAUAUCAGCUCAGUACUUAGAGGCCCUCAAGUCUUCCUUAUGAUCCAAGCCCAAUCCGCCAGUCCGCCAGCCUUGAGACCGAACUCCCACUAAUCUCCCCGAGCAGGCCGGUCUACCUCUUUGGGUCAUAUGAACAAAUCCUCUCUGGACUUAGCCCAUAUCAUAUCUUCCGGCGUGACCCGUAUUUAGGAAGAAGAUCUACCUAUCUUUCACAUGGGACCAUCCGUACGCGCGUCCGGGAGAAUUAGGGGGCCGUUAUGCAUGGAAAAUGGAGUAAAAUGGUAAUUUGGCAAAAAUGGCCUUAAAUCUGCCCAAAAGAGAGC
This is a messenger RNA of Manihot esculenta (cassava), 3827 nucleotides long. RefSeq names its product calcium-transporting ATPase 12, plasma membrane-type. The coding region runs from base 196 to 3369 and encodes 1057 amino acids. Gene Ontology annotation, cellular component: intracellular membrane-bounded organelle; membrane. The record is from RefSeq and is a predicted model, not a curated record. Gene Ontology annotation, biological process: calcium ion transmembrane transport. The transcript has 2 exons. Lineage: Eukaryota; Viridiplantae; Streptophyta; Magnoliopsida; Malpighiales; Euphorbiaceae. Gene Ontology annotation, molecular function: P-type calcium transporter activity; ATP hydrolysis activity; ATP binding.